Molecule: messenger RNA, 3337 nt
Organism: Oryzias melastigma (Indian medaka)
Lineage: Eukaryota; Metazoa; Chordata; Actinopteri; Beloniformes; Adrianichthyidae
Gene: ttc33
Product: tetratricopeptide repeat domain 33
Exons: 6
Coding region: 213-1031 (272 amino acids)
Molecular function (GO): protein binding
Source: RefSeq, a predicted model, not a curated record
CGGUUAAUACCCUUUCCGGUUAAUGUUGCAUUCACGACCUACCUAAGAGUAGGUUCUAAGGGUGUUGGUGAUGUUUCUCUCCGUAAAAGACGGCCAUACUACUAUUUUCGACACAUAUUUUAACCACACGACGCGAACGCACCACAGACGUUUCAAAACAUGGCACAAAUUUAGCUUUACAUUCUUGCUCACGGACAGCUGCAAAACAAGCAAUGGCUUCAUUUGGCUGGAAAAGGAAAAUCGGUGAAAAAGUGUCAAAGUCGGCGGUGCAAAAGUUUGAAGCUGACACCGAGAAAGCUAAGGAUGCUGGUGCAAGUCCUGAUGAAGAGGAGGUGGAUUGGUUGCACGCCAUCAAGCGACGUCGAGAAAUCCUGCUGGAGGACUGCGCGGAGAAGAGCAGGAGGCUGAAGGAUGAGGGGACCGCGCUGGCUGAGCAGGGCAGGCACUGGGAAGCCAUUAAGAAGUGGGACGAGGCGAUUCAGCUGACCCCAGACAACCCACUACUGUAUGAAAUGAAGUCUCAGGUGCUGACCAUCCUGCAUGAGGUGUUUCCAGCAGUGAAAGCUGCAGAGAUGGCAGUGAAGUUUCGCCCGCUGUGGUGGGAGGGCUGGCAGACUCUGGGCCGGGCGCAGCUCAACCUGGGAGAGGUGGACCUGGCCGUCAGGUCCUUCCAGAUUGCGAUCCGCCUGUGCCCGUCAGAGCGCAGCCUGUGGGACGAAGACCUGAAGUGGGCCUGGACGCUACAGAAGCAGCAGGCGGCCACCAAGGAGAAGAUGAGGCAGGAGGAGGAGACCAAAAACCAGAUCCUCAACGCGCCCGAGCUGGAGCGGGACUAUGACUUUGAGUCGGACGAAGUGCUGGCGGCCUGUGAGGCCGUCGCUGAACGACAGAACCACUAUGAGGAGCUGAGGAAGACUACUGUGAUCAUAGACGCCGAAGGGAACAUACAGAAUAUAACCAACCAGGAGGAGAAGUCAGGAGAGAGUUCAGCACCGUCACACCAACAGUUGGUCAAAGCCAGAGGACUUUAAAGGUGUUUCUGCUGGAGGGGGAUCGUCUUUUUAAAGUGUGGAUGCUUUUAUUUAAGGAGCGACUGAGCACAAAAAUCUAAAGGACAUUCAAAGUUUUAAUCAAUCGUCAUCAAGUCUUUGAUCUUCAUCGCAGAGAUCGUGCAUGUAGGAGUUUUAUCUUUCUCCCCUGAAUCAUCAGACUGUGAGGAAACAGAUCCAGAACUACAAAAGUUUUAUUUAUUUAAAGCAAGAUUUCAACUCUGGAAUAAAAGUUUGAAGCCAAAACCUCUGUGUUUGAUUGCUUUGAAAAAGUAGAUCGAGAUUGUCUGACGUUUGCCACCUUUUUAUGUCCGUGAAAGAAAUAAAGUUCCCCAAAAACAUAAAUAUUUAAUACAUUUGUAGAUGAAGUCCUUUAUUGUUUCUUGUCUGCUCUGCUGCUUCAUGUCAUCUCAUAAUGUGUUUUUUUUUGGUCAUAUUUUCAUCUCUGAGACAUCACAGCUCCUGCUCACCGUACAUCAAAACAAUCCUGAAGAUGUUCAGUCUUUUGUGUUUUAAUAAAACAGAACAAAGAAGAAGAAAAAAUGAAAUGGAAAAUAGUAUUUACGUAUCAGUUAUCAAAGUCAUUCCUAAAGGGUUUUGUUGCUUAUCACAGAAGCAAGUGAGUUUUCAGACGCCUAAUUAUUGUGGUUACUGAUGGAGUCUGUUCAUAGGUUAUCAUACACAAAAAACAAUUGAACUGAAUUGAAUCAAGAGACUCAUUUAAAAAAAAAAGCAAAGUUGCCUUUUUUUAAUUUUUAUUUCUUUAACUCCUUGGAUGACUUUUCCAGUAUUUUUGUGGUAAAAAUAGUUUUCCAUGUUGUUUUUAUUGUCAAGUCUAAAUUUAUAAAAAUUCUAAUUUAGCUUUUCUAAAAUCACGGCUUAAAUAAAAUAACUUAUUUUUAUUUCUGAAAGAUUUUUUUUUGUUUUGUUUUAACCCUCCACUUUAUAGGAAUAUUGCUGUCUUUCAUCCGAAGCUACAUUAUAUUCACACAGGACAUGGUAAGUGCGCCUUCUUAAACGCGCGUUUGGUCCAUGGUCACACGAUACUAGCGCCACCUAUAGUUUUAUUUAUUUUAUUAACCUUUAUUUAACCAGGAAGUCCCAUUGAGAUUAAGAAAUCUCUUUUAAAAGUUAGUCCUGGCCAAGAGGCGACAAAAAAAAAAACAUUAAUUGCAGUUAGAAAAUAAAAACAUUUCAUUUAAAAACAGUUAGAAAUAAAAUACUUUUCCUCUCGAGUUCUCAACUUAGAUUUGACAUCAUUUAACAGACGGAGAUCCUAUCCAUAUCUGGGUUCCUGAUUCAAAAUGUAUCCCGGUUUAGCUUUCAGUUGCCACAAGUUUUACUCGUAGAACCCAAAAACAGUCUUAAAAACUCAUAUAGCGUUGUGUGAACGCAACAGUUUUGAAUGCGGAAGCCCAAAAUCGCACACACAUCUAGACUUUUCAUUGGAAGUGGUUGCUCGAGAUCGGUGUGAACGUAGCUUUAGGGGUAACAUUUUCACUCUUGAACUUGAAGUGGAGCCAGUGCACUUCACUGUGUAACCACUAGGUGGCUCAAAACAAAAUUGAUCCUCUUGUCAUUCACUUUAAUGUGGAAUCUGUCAACAGGACUAUGUUUACAAAUAAAUGUGUUGUGGGUGACUUUUUUGUAUAUUGUUUUAUUUUACAUUUAAGCCUGAAAAUUUGGCCUAAAAUGUGGGCAUGGUCACUCGAUUGACCUCACAAGUGUCUAACCGAAAGGCCUCAGUGUGGUUCCAAAAACUGGCAGCGUUAUUUCCAAGAACUUCUCCAUUCUGGAAAAGAAAGGGAUUCAAAGACGCCAUUUCCCAUCAAACUGACGGUGGCGGAGAGGAAACCUGGCUUCAAAUGGCCCAUUACAAAAAAAGUGAUGUCACGCGCCCUCUAUUCAUUUUGCAGUUAUCUCUGAUUCCAUCCAGCUGCUCCUCUGUUGUGAAAGUUGAGCGUCUGCAGCCUUUGUCAUGCCAAUGCACUCUUGGGAAAAGACCAUUUUCUUGGGAAUUAUACCUUGGAAAACCAGUUUUUCCCCUAACCCAGGUCUCAUGCGUAAAUGUUGUCCAGGUUGUUGGACAAAGCAUUCUCUGCACAUGUUACUUAACCUGUUCAAGUUUUUUAACUUUAGGGUUGGCAUCAGAUCUCAUGUCAUGGAUGUUAAUGCUACUGUUUUAGGUCCGUCUAAAGCUGUCAAUGAAGUCAAUCUGCAGGAGAAGAUGAUAUCUGUCUCUCAAGUGUCUCUCGGAUGUUUGUUUUGGUUCUAAAUCUCUUCCGUGA